AUGGAAAACAAGCAAGAAACCCCGACAACAGCCCUUCCCACCACCACAACCACCACUGGGAGCGGCGUGGGUGCGUCCCACCGUCGCUCGAGCAGCGGUAUCUCGGACGACGCGGCCAAGUCGGCUCACGACUUCAUGGCGGGCACCAUCCGCCGCUCGUCCAGCGGCGUGACCGACGACGCAGCCCGCGCCGCGCACGACUUUAUGCGCUUCUCCAGCAACAGAGCCCCGGGCCUGAAUGACGACCUUACCCAGAAGAUGCACAGCUUCAUGGAAGGUCCCGCCACGCACAGGGAGAGCCAUAGCAAAUACCUGCCCGAUGUCACGUUGCCGGGCAUCACGGACGAAGUGGUUGAGGAAGCCGUCGAGUUUGUGGAUGCCGUCGAGAAGAGCGCAUCAAAGGCUUGA
This is a messenger RNA of Fonsecaea pedrosoi CBS 271.37, 408 nucleotides long. RefSeq lists its product as uncharacterized. The coding region runs from base 1 to 408 and encodes 135 amino acids. NCBI's taxonomy places the organism in Eukaryota, Fungi, Ascomycota, Eurotiomycetes, Chaetothyriales, Herpotrichiellaceae. The transcript has a single exon. The record is from RefSeq and is a predicted model, not a curated record.